Messenger RNA from Penaeus monodon (black tiger shrimp), 721 nucleotides. Its product is annotated as molt-inhibiting hormone-like. The transcript is spliced from 3 exons. Gene Ontology annotation, cellular component: extracellular region. Bases 66 to 398 code for a protein of 110 amino acids. Gene Ontology annotation, molecular function: neuropeptide hormone activity. The record is from RefSeq and is a predicted model, not a curated record. Lineage: Eukaryota; Metazoa; Arthropoda; Malacostraca; Decapoda; Penaeidae. Gene Ontology annotation, biological process: circadian rhythm.
CCCGUCCCAGGAUAUACUUCCAAAUCAGGCACCUUGAUUUUACUUCGUGUUUGCGUGUAUUAACCAUGCGAUGUCUAGCAAUGAUCGUUUCUUUUUUUUCUCUGCAGAGAACAUGGUUGGCGAUAAUGGUUAUUCUAUCUGGGACAAGCCUCUUCAGCAUCGCCUCAGCCAAUCUCACAGAGGGCACCUGUAGAGGGAGAAUGGGUAAUCGUGAGAUCUACAAGAAAGUUGAUCGUGUUUGUGAAGACUGUGCUAAUAUCUUCCGAUUGCCAGGAUUGGAAGGUCUGUGUAGAGAUCGGUGCUUCUACAACGAAUGGUUUCUGCUUUGUCUGAAGGCUGCCAACAGGGAGGACGAGAUCGAAAAUUUUAGAGUGUGGAUCAGUAUUCUGAACGCCUGAAAAUGAGGGGGAGCCCAGGAAUCAAUCCCUUCCAAUCACUAAGUCUCACUCACAUGGGCCAACAUUCACGACACUCGACGACCAAGAAUAAUCAUUAUUACAAUUCUAACCUUGUUUAUUUUAGUUUUUUGUUAGGUUAAUGGUACCCUCAAGUGACAUUCCAGUCUGAGCCUACAAGGUCUGGCUGUCAUGCAGUGUAUGAAUACGAAAGUUUACAUGUGAAAUAUUGUCUGAUCUUCAGUCUAUCACGAAGUAGAUCCCUGUUUAUUUCGCAGUUUAUAUAUUACACUGAUCUGGAUUUGGAAAAUAAACAAGCAAUAUAU